This is a messenger RNA of Oxyura jamaicensis (ruddy duck), 4559 nucleotides long. It is a transcript of the gene GJD2, whose product is annotated as gap junction protein delta 2. Lineage: Eukaryota; Metazoa; Chordata; Aves; Anseriformes; Anatidae. The transcript has 2 exons. Gene Ontology annotation, cellular component: connexin complex. Gene Ontology annotation, biological process: cell communication. Bases 575 to 1489 code for a protein of 304 amino acids. The record is from RefSeq and is a predicted model, not a curated record.
UCCUCUGCCCGGCCUCCUCCUCCUACCUUAUUUAUUCCGCGUAUUCCACCGCCUUUAUUUAUUUAUCUUCGCCGGAAUAAUAAAAAAUGAGAAAAUCCGAGCGCUGCUCUUGGCUGCUCUCCACCAACCUGUCAGUGACGCAAGCGGAGACUACUUAAAGGCAGAUUAGAGGCAGCAAGACAUUAAAAGCCAACCUUCCUCCCGCCCCGCCGCCGGGCCGCCGCGUCGCGCCGCCACACGAGCACAGCGGGCCGGGCCGGGCCGGGCCGGCCGCCGCGGGGCCCCGAGCCGAGCCCAGCCGGGCCGAGCCGGGCCGAGCCGGGCCAAGCCGAGCCGAGCCGGGUCCGGAGUCCUCGGAAGGGCUGCCGCGUCCCUCCGCCUGCCCGCCGCCGGACUGUGGGCGGUAGGGGGGGGGUUGCUCUUUUGUUCGCUUUUCCUCCCCACCGCCCUCUGAAACAACAACCAAAUAAAAUUAAAAAAAAAAAAAAAGAAAAAAAAAGAAAAGGAGGGAAAUAAAAGCAGGAAGAAGUGAAGAGAUUCGUUUGCCCAAGUCUUUGUCUCCGGAUGAACAGCGAUGGGGGAAUGGACUAUUCUAGAGAGGCUACUGGAAGCUGCCGUGCAGCAGCACUCUACUAUGAUAGGAAGAAUCCUGCUGACCGUGGUGGUGAUCUUCAGGAUACUCAUCGUGGCCAUCGUAGGGGAGACGGUGUACGAUGACGAGCAAACCAUGUUCGUCUGUAACACGCUGCAGCCAGGCUGCAAUCAGGCUUGUUACGACCAGGCUUUCCCCAUUUCGCACAUAAGGUACUGGGUGUUCCAGAUCAUCAUGGUGUGCACACCCAGCCUGUGCUUCAUAACGUACUCCGUUCAUCAGUCUGCUAAGCAGAGGGAACGGAGGUAUUCCACUGUCUUCCUCACCCUGGAGAGGGACCAGGAUUCAAUGAAGCGUGAGGACAGUAAGAAAAUCAAGAACACGAUUGUCAAUGGGGUGCUGCAGAACACUGAGAACUCCACCAAAGAGGCAGAGCCAGACUGCUUAGAAGUGAAGGAGAUCCCCAACCCUGCCAUCAGAACUACAAAAUCAAAGAUGAGGAGACAAGAAGGCAUUUCUCGGUUUUAUAUCAUCCAAGUGGUCUUUCGAAAUGCCCUAGAGAUCGGAUUCUUAGUGGGACAGUACUUCCUGUACGGAUUCAAUGUCCCUUCCAUGUAUGAAUGUGACAGAUACCCUUGCAUUAAAGAAGUAGAGUGCUAUGUCUCUAGACCCACUGAGAAGACUGUGUUCUUGGUGUUCAUGUUUGCUGUCAGUGGCAUUUGUGUGGUGCUCAAUUUGGCAGAACUGAACCACUUGGGCUGGAGAAAGAUCAAAAUGGCAGUGAGAGGAGUACAGGCAAAAAGGAAAUCCAUAUACGAAAUCAGAAAUAAGGACCUGCCAAGAAUGAGCAUGCCUAACUUUGGCAGGACUCAGUCAAGUGACUCAGCUUAUGUGUGAGGCUGUGACAGACCUGAAACACGGUGCCAGGUGGAAGAAACCCAGACACCAUUAGAGAAAGGUACAUUGCUUAGGCAAGCAUUUUAUCAAACCACCAAGAAAGCCAUUAAGGUAUUGGAUCUGCACUUACUGAACUAGCUGCAAAAAUGCAGUGCUAUAUAAAAGACUGAAAAAACAGCUAUAAAACCAUGCUUGACCUAGCCUUACAGAUACUACUAUUACUACUUUUCUUUCUAACUAUUGGGUGUUAUUUGUUGGUGGAGCGGCUUUUUUUGGUCAUCAUUAGGAUGAGUUUACAGUUUGGACCGUCUGACUAAUUGUUGUAAAUGUGUAGGAUGUUCAUAUUAAAAUCUGCAAGGAUACUCUAUAUGGGGUGGGAUGGGGUGGGGGAAACUGUUGCAACGUGCAGAUGUAAGCAUGUUUUAAAAGGAGGGUAAUUGCACUGUAAGGAACCUGACCACAGCUCAAUCAGGACAUCUGCAUUCACCGAUCUCACAGAUGUCUGAUGUUAUUUUGCUUGUCUAAAUCACAGAGUUUAUUCCUGGUGUGUAUUACUAGCUAUUUUCUAACAUAGUUUGUACAUCAGUUAGUUAACGCUAAACAAUAAAUGCUGAAUAUAAUUUUGCCAUUUUUCGUUUGCCUGUCCACACACACACCAGCGACCUUAAUUAUCUUACGUUAGAUGUGAUCUACAAAAUAUAUCAGUACAUUUCAGUUCAUUCCCUAACGUGCAUGAAUAAGAUGGAAUUGGUUCGUGUCAGCCAAGUUAUGUAUUUACCUGCAGUUACCUAUGAUGACACACAUACCAAAGGAACAGAGUUAAUUGCUUUUAACUGUGAUUAUAUCACCUUCUCUCUACUCUUAUAUUUAUAUAAGUGCCAUACUUGAAACAUCCAACUCUGUACUUAGUCAAAAGGUUGUCUUGGGAUACCAGCUGGAAUAAAGUGAUUUUAUACUCUCCUAUGUUUAUUUUAUGUUGUUUGUUUUGUCAUUGCAAUGGUGUAAAAAGCAGCUAAAAUCUCUAUUGAUAAAUAAAGUACUUUUUUUUUUUUUUUUCUUUUUUUUUUGUAAGCCAGAGAGAUUUUUCUUUAUUAUUGCAUACAAUUGCAGAAACAUGCAAGGUCAAAAUAAUUGACUUACAGCAAUUACUCUUCAGGGUUUAAAGUGUCUUGUUGAUAUUCUGAACUCUAAGUGGUAAAACCUGGGAAAUCAGAACUAUUCAUUAUGUCUGUUUUCCUCCUUAAGCAAGCUUUCUCUGUGUUAAAGCCUGAUCCAAAGCCCACUGACACCAACAGCCUUCUUUCUGCUGACACUAAGGGCAACACAGUUGGCCGCCAAGGUCACUCUGGGAAUAGCCAGAGUACAUUUACCUUGUAAAUGAAACAAUUGCAGCUUUUCAUCAGGGAAUCCAAACAGUAACCUCAGCUUUUCUGCCUUAUAGCUGAUUCAAGAAAUAUACUGUUCCUGUCCCAUCAACUUACCUGUAAGCCACUGGGGCAGUCACAGAUAAAUCUCUAUUAAUAGCAACAAUUUUAAUAGAGUCUGCUAAGGACCUUAUUUAAUUCUCAUUGAAUUCAACAGCAAAUGUCUCACUGACAACAGUAGGACUUGGAUCAGGACUCAAAAAACAUACAAGUGCAUUCCUAACUAACUGCUAUCUGCCCUUUAAAGAAAAGGGCCAAAAUGGUGCUGGAAAAUUUGAGGAUAGUUUAUAAUACAUGAAGGAGACAACGGCUUGGAGCUGCAAAUGUUCUUUUGAUUGUAUUUUAUUUCAAGCCUGACAAUGGAUUUUAUGUGUUUUGGCCUGGAGAUAAUGCAUAUGAAUCUUUUCCUUUUGGAUUACAGUAAAUACUUUAACAUUUUGUUCUUGUGGUUUGCCAGCAUUGUCACAAAAAAAAAAAAAAAAAAAAAAAAAAAAAAAGUCAAUUAGUUCUUAGAUAGUAUAUUCAUUAUCAUUUUCAUUUGUGGGCUUUUUUUCUUCUGCUAUGAAACAUAAAAAUACUUUGAGAAGUGUCAUGUUUUUAAACAUUUUUAAAAAAUGUUUUUCCUUAUGUAUAAGAUGAAUAUUUUUUACAAAUUGAUUAUAGAAACUCUUAAAAUGGAUUUCUCAAAUGAUCCUCUGCAAUAUAAAUGCACAGUGAUACUGCUAGUUGACUGCAUGCUCACUGGAAAACUGCAUGUUAUUUUUAGAAAGACAACAUGGCAGCUAAAAUCUCCAUCUGCAAUAUAACAAGCUUCUAAAGAUUACUAUUUGACAUACAAAUCCAAGCCUGAUUUUCAUUCUGCAGAGUCCUGGGGUGGUUUGCAAAAUCUCCUUUGGAAUAUAUAUUGAAGAGGAAAAUGUUUGACAGUCAGAAGCAUUGUUUUAAUGUUGAAGAAAUAAGAGAUUGUGUGCAAAGGGCUUGAUCCAUUGCCAAUUAAAUUUGAAGGAAAAAACUCAUGCUGACUCCACUGGGCUUUGGUUCAGGUUCAGCAUGAUUUCCUGUCAGGCAGAAGCCCUAAUGCAAGUUAUAUCCUGUGGCUGCAUAACCAGUAUUCACUCAAGCUCUAGUGAAGGUGCAGAUCUUGAUAGCUGUAAGGUUUUAAUACCUUGAAUUUCUUUGCAUAAGACACAGAGAGGAUCUGUUUAUAAUAGUCAAUGCCGGUGAUGCAGUUCAUUCAAUUAUUUUAUGCAGUUCCAUAUUUUGUACACCAGUAAGCUGAGAUUUUUCAGAAUUUUCAAAAGAGAAGUAUAUAAGGAAAUGCCAAUGUUAAUUUGUGCAGCAGGAUCAGUGAUAAAGAAGGCAAGAACUCAUAUUUUGAUCAACGGAAAUGCAAUCCUCCAUAUUUUCACUAACUAGAAUAUGGCUUUUUGUAUUUCAGAAGAGAAAUGAAAUGGUAUCAGGAGAUCAAGUGCUAUAGUCUUCCUUUUCAACUGCUGUUUUUCAUUUUUACCUACUACCUAUUUGUCAUGUAAAAUUGCUAACGUUUUUUUUUGUCAAUGUAUCAUGUGAGUGUCAUAUGAUUAAUGCUAAUGGACUGUUUACAUGAAAGCUGGCUAUUCAUUUACAGAAUAAAUGCUUUAAAACUA